Pocillopora meandrina is the source of this 6428-nucleotide messenger RNA. The record is from the annotation of a GenBank genome assembly. NCBI's taxonomy places the organism in Eukaryota, Metazoa, Cnidaria, Anthozoa, Scleractinia, Pocilloporidae.
AUGCAAUUGACUGAUAGUACAGCAAAUAUGAUGAUUUCCACCCUUAACGAUCCGGAGCAGCCUUUCACACCGGAAUUAGAAAAAACAGCUUCAAGUGUUACAGGUUGCCUCACAAAUGUUCUCAAGUCCGCUGCGGGCUCGAGUCAGGACGACAUAGUCUCGGCAGUAAUCCCACCCUCUCCAGAGGUAAAGGUCACUAGUACAGUUACAUGUCACAGAGAUCAGUUUCGUUUUUGCCACCAAUUCAGGAUGGGUCAAUUUAAAUAGAUAGACUUUACAUUAAGCGAACAAAACGGCGAGACCAUGAACGCAGCGAAGAAGAAUAGUGUAUUACGAUUUUAUUAGUUUUAAUAAAGUGGAAAAGUCGUCGUAUUAACCACGUAAUCAUUUGACUGAACAACAUUCUUUGACUUUCCUUUCAGUUCGUGAAAAAGGCCUCCGAAAAACUCAGCAACGUGUGUGAUGCAUAUUUUGGCCGCUUGGUUUCAUCAGAAGAUGUGCUCUUAAAGACUCCGAACUUGGCAAUAUCCCUGAAAAAGGUCACAGCUAAUGAUGCAAAAGGACUCAGCAUGGGAGAUGGACCAAGUAAAUUCAAGCUCCCGAGCAGCCUUGGGAAUAUAGGUGGUGGAGAGAUAAAUGCAAAGGUAUGAUGCUAUUCUUAUCCUAGCUAGCCAUUCUUAUUCUAGAAAUCGCAGCCUUAAUUGGUAACUACACUUUCCUGUCCCCAUCUAUACUCAAUAAAUAUGAUAAAAUGACAAAAUCAAUUUUUUUCUACGCGAGCAAAACUCCCGAAAUCACCCUUGUCAAAUAAAUUAUCCAAUACCAUAUUGUGUUCUCUUUCAGAUGCAAGCUGUUGAUUUUAACCCUUUCACUUGGGACAAUAGCAGCAAGAAAAUCAAAUCACACGUCACGACUCUUGAGCUUAAAAGUAAUAGCGCGGAAAAGAUAAAUGUAUCAAAUCUUGACAAUGACAUUGAGAUCUUGAUUCCCAUCUCCAGUCCACCUCAGAACUCAACCAACGGGACGCAGCAUAGUUUUCUUAAGCCAGAUCAGAUUUCAGUUCGAAGUUAUUACGUAGAAUUAGCCCAUGUUCCUGUAUCUCUUAAGUUGAGUAUGGCCAAAGCGGGAAUACAAAUCAAUCUGUUCAUAAAAUUUGGAAAAAGGCCAAUGAUAAAUGACUUUGACCACAAUUUUACAAUGGUGUUUACAUCUACAUGUGACAACCAAACAGAUGCUAAUGCAACCUGCUUUAUAAGGGAUAGCUCAGUUACAGUGAUGCCUUCUAAGCCAGGUUUCGUCUACGCGGGCUUAUUGUCUAAAAGCCCUAAGAAUGAAAGUCAACAUUCUAGGCAAAGAAGAUCCUGUUCUGGUAAUCGUCGAAAACGACGGUCAUGUGUGGGCGUUAAAGAUCCACCGCCAAAAGGAUCUCUUAGCACUGUGAUUCCGAAAUAUGAUCCAAACACAGACAUUAACUACACUUUGACCAUCACCCAGUCGAGUUGUUUGUAUUGGUCAGAGAACACAGAAAAGUGGACUGCGGAAGGUUUCCGGGUAAAAAUUAAUCAUUUCUUAGUUUUACUACUAUUAAGUCAGCUUUACUGAGUCAAAUCCCUCAUGCAUUUGUCACUGUCGCCUACCUUCGAUAAGGAAAGCAAUCUUAACAUUUCUAUGGAAGGGAGCUGUUGCUACAAAUAAUAUAGGGUUAGAACAACUAAUCAACUUGUUUGUUUUUAUUUCUUCUCUUUUGUGUCGAACGGGUCUCAGGGUUCGUUUACUAAAGCAAUUCACCAAUUCGGCUCGGGAUUAAACUUUUCUAAGUCAAUCACGAUCGUGCCUGAGUUUAAUUUGGAAACAAUCAUUUACAGAAGUCGAGGUAAAAGAUAAUUUUAAUAUAAAACACACACAAACACAAAAAAGUAGUUGUACUCUUUCAAUAUACCAAAAACACGAUAGGAAUUUGAACUCUUGACUCGCGCUUUUGUGCUUUUCUGCUCGGAGAUGAAUUUGCUAUUAAUUUUCGAACUGGGUAAUCAACGCACGCGAAAAGCACUAAUCCCUUGUGUGCUAUACACUAAUGCACAAGAUAAUGUUCAUUUCUUCCGCUUAAUUGAAUUUUUUUUGUUUUCGUUAAAGGUAAGCCAAGACUCGAACACCACCCAUCUUUUGGUGGAAACUUCAUCCAAGCACCAAACCCAAUUGACUUCGACAAAGUUUUUACUGAGUUUUUAAACCUUGCUGAAAGUGGCAAUAUUUCAGUACUUGUGACAAUUGCCUGUUUUUUCCUUCUGUACUUCGUUGUCUUAAUCCUUGCAAGGAGGGCCGACAAGAGAGAUGUAGACAAGGUAAUCAUUUCUCAACCUGCAGACGUGUAUUUCGAAUUAUUUUCACCUUUGAAUACUUCCUUAUUUUUCAGAUUUGCUCUCCUAAAUUGGUACCGCUCGUGAAGGAAGGAGCUUAUUAUUACGAUAUGGUUAUAAGCACGGGCGUUUGGAAACAUUCAGCAACAACAGCUAACAUAACCAUCAGUAUCAGGAGCGAAAAUAAUGGGCAUAGUCAAAUUCCACUGAGAGAGAAAGGGGAGACGAGUGAGCUUUUCAGACGAGGAAGUAUCAACGGCUUUGUUCUCGUGAUGAAAGAAUCCAUUGGCCCUUUAAAAGAAAUUACUUUGGAUCAUGAUAAUUCGGGUAACAAUCCGUUUUGGUUUGUGGAAACCGUAGUUAUCCAAGAUCGUCAGACCGAAGAAAGAUGGGUUUUCCCCAUCAAUAGAUGGCUUGCGUUGGAAAAAGAUGACGGCCAAAUAGAGGUAACUGUGGACAGCAAAUCUUACUCUGCCUUCUCAGCUCAGGUUCGCUCGCGCUUGGCCAGAAAACUUGCCGACAGUCACUUGUGGAUGUCAGUGUUUGGGAAAGCAUGUAGCAGUACCUUUACACGUGUGCAAAGAGCUUCAUGUUGCCUUUCAGUUCUGUUUAGUGCCAUGAUAGCAAAUGCCAUGUUCUAUAACAUUGGUGGUGAAUCUGAUGGUGCUAUACAGGUUGGGCCUUUUAAGUUUUCUUGGAGACAGAUAGUCAUCGGAGUACAAAGUGGCAUUAUCAUUGCACCAGUAAACAUAAUAAUUGCCUUCUUGUUUAAGUCUAGCAGACCGAGAAAGAAAAGGAGCGAAAAAUACCAAGUUACAGACGAGGCCCAGCGACUUUUGGAUGAAAUAACGGACAGUGGUUGUAUGCUUCCCCAUUUCUUUGUUUAUUUGAGCUGGUUUCUCUGCUUCUGUACGACACUGGCAGCAGCAACGUUUACGCUGUUUUACAGUUUAAUGUGGGGAAAGGAAACCUCUGAACAGUGGCUUGCUUCUAUUCUUAUUUCCAACAGACAAGAUAUUUUCGUUGUACAGCCCACGAAGGUUAUGAUAGCAGUCAUGGUUAUUUCCUUUCUCUUCACAAAAAAGAACAGGGGCAAAUGCGAAGAAGAAGAAGAAGAGACCACUAUCGAUUCACUCGCAAUUGAGAUAGAUUUUUUGGGCGAUGAUCCCAAACAGCGCUAUAAGAAAUAUCAGCAGGAAAAGAUGAGGGAGAGAUCAAAAAAGGAAGCUCAGUUAACAAGCAUGACAAGAGAAAUUGUUCUCCAUUUGAUAUUUGUGUUUCUUCGGGCUAUCGUAUCUUAUGGGAACAAGAAUGGAAAUCGUUUUCUGAUGACGUCCGAGAUGAGAAAUCGAUUUACUAACUUUAAUCUGGUAAGAAUAGUAUGAUUAUGCAAGCCACUCCGUAUCGAUUUACUAACUUUAAUCUGGUAGGAUUAAAAAUGUUUAUUUGUCCGCAGUUGUAAAAUAUUUGGCAGUGUUCAAAACCUAUUUCGCAUGAUAAUCGACCCUUGUAUCAGAGAGAGAUAACAGAGUCGUAGAUUUUUAACAGAGAAAUAGAUACCAAAGUCAGGCGCAAUACCACACCUAGCGAUGGCAAGUAAGCAGACUAAUUCACCACAGAUAUAUCUGUACUGAAGCAAUUUUCUACUUGAUGAAAAUAAUGACUUUUACCUUUACAAAAAAGUAAUAGCGGUGUUUCUAUGGAUUUCAAAUUCACGUUUGCUAUUAAGUGCAGUGGGCGUUUGAAGUCUUUGUUUAUUAAUGUUUUAUUCAUUGUUUCCUGCUUGCAUUUAAGAUUGGCAGUUAGUCUCUUUCCCCCUUUACUUCGUUCUAGUCUUUUGAUUUAAUGCUUGAUCGUUAAUUGUUCGUUUGUUUUAAUAGUCAUGCGAAUCACACAUUCUAUCCUCUUGGGGGGUCCUUAGAUCUUAAUGUAUUUAUUUUAUAAUUAUUUAUUCUUUAUUCUAGGUAGAGGAUGCGCACGGUUUAGGAGCAUGGUUAAAGAGCGAAUUCAUAUUAAACAUCUAUAACCAGGCGUGGUACAACGGACUUGAAGAGAAAAACGAUGUGUACAUCGGGAACAAGAUGUCGAUAUUGGUGGGAAUGCCCUGGUUGCGACAGCUCAGAAUUAAAAAAAGUAAACUUUGGUCAGAAUAUAUCAUUUUUAUAAACAAACAGGUUAUCACAAAGGACUGUUUGAACUUGACGAUGGACAAUGGAGCUCCUAACUUGGUGGGAAAAAAAUCCCUAAUAUACAAUUGGAAAGUGCUAGUUGAAAGAGGAAAAUAUCAUAAUGGCUUAAUCAAUUCGAAAACUGUAACUCUGGAAAUUAAAAGGCUCGUGACUAACACACUUAGUUCUAAUACUAGAGGCGCAGAGAUAGGGCAUUGCAACAAAAUAAAAACAAUUGUUUAGAAUACAUUUCAACUCGCUGCUUACGACUUGAUUCAAAAGCAAUUUUAGAACAAUAACCUUCAACUCGAUAUUAAGAAACUUCAUCGGCGUGCUCUUUUUUUGCUCAGAAUUUUUCUCUUUCUCUGUUUCACUUUAUCUGCAUUUGAGAAAACUGUUAAUCUUAGAGUAACUUAUUCCUCUCUAUUUAUUUUUAAUUGAAGGUUCCUGCAGUUUACUCUCGAGAAUUAUAGCAGAAUGUUAUUACGACUAUUCUCCAGAAAAUGAGGACACGACUUUGCUAAGCCUUCCAGGUUGGAUACCUCUCUCCCUCAAUACUUCGUGGCCUGAUGCUCUCCAAAUUUGCCCUAAGCCUUGGCGAUAUCAAUCAGCAGCAGAACUUCGCAACGAUCCCAUUCUUGCGUCGUACAACUCUUAUGAAGGGGGUGAUUAUGCAGCAGUCAUGGGAUACGAUGAAAGCACUGCACAAGGCGUCCUCGACGAGACUAUUACUAAUGGAUGGCUUGAUCGCCAAACCCGAGCUAUAAUUCUAGAGUUUGCUGUUUUCAAUGUCAAUACAAACUUGAUUAGCGUUGCCACAUACUUCUACGAGGCCUUAGCUACUGGUGCAGCCUACACUUCAAGGAGAAUUGAAACACUGGAGUUGUACAGCACUGAGUCAGGAGCUCUGAUGUUUUUCUUAAUUGGCCAGUUUCUGUUCAUGGCAAUGGUCCUCUUUUACCUCAUAGUUAUGUUGGUUCACCUUUAUCAACAACGCCUAGGUUUCUUCAAGUCUGUUUGGAACAUGGUGGACUUCUUUAUGAUAAUUUUCUGUGUAGCCUCUGUAGCAUUUUACAUGAUAAGAGCUAAAAGCGUUUUGAACACUAUCAAAUCUAUUCAAGCCAAUCCAUAUGAAAUCGUGCAUUUCCACACAGCCUUGGACUGGCUUAACCUUGAAAAUGCGUCUAUUGCUGUUGCUGUUUUCAUGGUGACAGUCAAGCUUCUGAAUCUAAUUCGUUUUAACCCACAUGUAAUAUACUUGUUUUCGUCUUUUCGGCAAUCUAUAGGCUGUCAACUCUCGUAUGUGCUCCUUUUUAUGAUCGUGUUUAAUGCAUUUGUUGUAACAGGUAUGAUAUUUUUCGGUGGUAUGGUAUUAGAGUAUUUUAGUUACCUCAAUGCAGUCAUGUCGCAAUUCGAAUUCCUGUUAGGAAAAGCAAUCCCGAUGGAUGUUCUUCGAAGGGAAAAACCCUUCAUUAGUCCGACGUUUGCGUUUUUGUCUUGUAUAUUCACAAGUAUAUUUCUUAUGAAUAUUCUGAUUUCUAUCCUUAACGAAUCAUACGGUGACGCAAAAUCAAACGCAGAGGAAAAUGCAAAAGGGCUUGAAAUGGCACGUUUUAUUGAGGAGCUUUUAAUGGAAAAUUUCCACGAGGGAAUUAAUCGGACUGAGUUUAAGUUGUUUUGCGAUGAGGCAAUAUUCGCCAACAUGUGCCUUUCUGAAGCAGAACCAUUCUGUUUGAAUUCAGGAUGUAUUAUCCGAUGUACAGAGGAACGAAUGCUAAAAGUGGAAAAAAGACUUAUUGUCCUCAUUCAACGAACAGAAUACAUGGAGGCUGAUUAUUUGAAAGAGGAAAAUGACUUUACUGACCUCUUGUUAUUAAUGAUAAAUCCUUCGGUUCGUGAUUAA